UAAGUUAGAAGCAAUUAAGUAUUUUUGUUCAGAGCUAUGUGCAGUUUUUAAGGAGCGUGUAAAAUUCUUAUCAAGAAACACUCCGUGAGAGACAAGAGAGAACGCCUCCCUUUAUAUACAAACAGCUGCCUAGAGAGAGUAAAUAAGAACGCAUAACUGUCAUCAAUCUGUCGAAUUCGAUUCGAAUCAUUCGAAUGUAUAACCACCUUGUUUGUGGCUGAGCAUUAACUUGUCGGAGUCUGGUCCAUGAGUUGAUAAGUUUAGUAACAAUUCUCCCCCGGAACGUGUGCAGUUGCGAAGACAUUGGAAAUGACAGCCGAUUUGGAUUUAGUAAAACAGCAUAUCGGUGAAUAUCCUGAUUUCCCUAAAAAAGGUAUACUCUUCAAAGAUAUUUUUACCGCUCUGCGGAAUGGUUCGGUUUGCCAAGCACUGAAACGGCUGCUGUUAGAUUACGUCCGUCAGAACUGCCCGGAUGUAGAGGUCGUAGUGGGUCUCGAUGCACGAGGUUUUUUGUUCAGUUUGCUGAUCGCAGCUGAACUAGGAAUAUCCUGUGUGCCGAUACGGAAGAAAGGAAAACUACCCGGUGCCUGUGUUCAGUACGAGUAUCAGUUUGAGUACGGGACGGACGUGUUUGAAAUCCAAAGAGAAAGCAUCACGCCUGGACAGAAAGUGCUGAUAAUCGAUGAUCUGCUGGCAACGGGAGGCACGAUGGAUGCCGCUAACAAGCUUGUCCAACGGAUCGGGGGUGUUGUCAAGCAGAAUGUAGUAAUUAUAGAAUUAACCGCGAUCGGCGGUCGUUCGAAGCUGGAAGCAUCCGGAUGCACUGUACAUUCCUUCAUUCAGUAUGACGAUAUUGAAUGAGCUCAAAGUGGUUAGUUUUUUCGAAUAAUUCCAUUACUGUAGAAAUCGCAAUAGCAAUAUGCGUACUAACGCAACGCUAUGCUGGCUUGUGAUGUUAAGUUAAUUUGAAGGGAACACGAUUAAAA
This is a messenger RNA of Wyeomyia smithii (pitcher-plant mosquito), 986 nucleotides long. RefSeq names its product adenine phosphoribosyltransferase (gene Aprt). Gene Ontology annotation, biological process: AMP salvage; adenine salvage. Gene Ontology annotation, molecular function: AMP binding; adenine binding; adenine phosphoribosyltransferase activity. Bases 310 to 861 code for a protein of 183 amino acids. Lineage: Eukaryota; Metazoa; Arthropoda; Insecta; Diptera; Culicidae. Gene Ontology annotation, cellular component: cytoplasm. The record is from RefSeq and is a predicted model, not a curated record. The transcript has 4 exons.